UGUUUGUCUCAAAAGUCCCAAACAUUUGGUUGAAGCAAUUUGAAUCUCUGAUAUAUAUAUACUCUUCUUCUGUAUUUGCACUACAUUUCCUUUGACAAUGGAGUACUGGUCUCCUCAAGAUGCCAUGAAAGCUUACCUACACACUCUUCGGCUGUGCAAAAUCCACAACUACAAGGAUUGUAAUGGUGGAAGCUCAAACUUGAUUGAACCCAAAUACUUCGAGUUUAUAUCAGCUUUGGCAGCUGGAAAGAGAGCUAGAUUAAUGGUGGAAAUCACCUCAGAUGGCAUAACUCCAUUAACAAUAGCACUAGCUGUUGCUGCAAAGCAGACAGGUGGGCGAUUCGUCUGUAUUCUUCCUGAAGAUUGCGUAGAGAAAAAUAGAGCUGGGCUUAUGGGAAAUGGUGAUGAUCUUGAAGACAUGGUCGAAUUUGUGUAUGGAAAUCCCUGUAAAGUGAUCAAGCAAUAUGUGCAUAUUGAUUUUGCAGUGAUUGACUGCAAGGUUAAUGCAGAUCACCAGAAGUUGUUCAAGUCUAUGAAGCUUAAUCCAAGUGGGUCUAUAGUGGUGGUGAAUAAUCUUCACCAUAGAAGGGAGAGAAUAUCAUUUCCUGAAGUUGUCAAGGGAAGGAUUGGUGGAGUUAAAUCUGUCACUCUUCCUAUAGGACAAGGAAUGGAGUUAACAAGAAUUGGAUCAGGUGGUAAGCGAGAGAGAAGGAGAUACAAUAGAUUUCAUGUAACAUUUGAGAAUUAAAAAUUUCAUGCUAUGCUAGAAAUUGUUCACGUGAUGUAUGUAAAGAGAGAAUUAUUGAAAGCAAGA
This is a messenger RNA of Corylus avellana, 814 nucleotides long. RefSeq lists its product as uncharacterized. The record is from RefSeq and is a predicted model, not a curated record. NCBI's taxonomy places the organism in Eukaryota, Viridiplantae, Streptophyta, Magnoliopsida, Fagales, Betulaceae.